Messenger RNA from Paraglomus brasilianum, 1680 nucleotides. The record is from the annotation of a GenBank genome assembly. Lineage: Eukaryota; Fungi; Glomeromycota; Glomeromycetes; Paraglomerales; Paraglomeraceae.
AUGGAUAAUGCCUCAUGGAACUCGGCUCCCUCUGAUAAUACCAGACCACUAUCUCCUCUCAUACAAGAUCAGGAUAUGAGUGACGCAAGACAAUUAGCAGACGAUAACGGAUUGAGAGCCGCAUCAAUUGACGGCCAAGCUAGACAACAUCAAAUGCAACCUCUCAUACAACCUCACAUUCAACCUCACAUGCAACCUCACGUACAACCUCAUUUACAACCUCACUUACAACCUUCUCACUUACAGCCUCAUAUGCAACAUUUUUAUUCACCAAUGUCACAACCUGAUCAAACGAACAAGCAUUUUAGCGUCCAAUUGACCGCAAAGCAGGAUGUUCGUCCAGAAUACACAAAUAUUUAUCAUCGAAACUCCGUCACGCCAAUUGCGCUACCUCCGCCCGUUGAUAAAGAACCAACGUCACAGAGAAAGCAAAAUGACAGCGAUGCAGACUCAACAGAUGAUGUUGAUCUCCUUAGAUAUUCAGUCGGAGAACAAAACGCAAUUUUAAGCAAGAAAGUAAAAACAUUGAAAGAAAAACGAGCAAAGGAUAAAGAGAAGAUUGCUAAAUUGAAGGAUAAGCAUCAAAGGGUGCUAAGCGAUUUGGACAAGAACAGAUUCGACAUUAGUAACGAGGAUGUAGACCGAUUGAAGCAACAAUUUGAGAAGGAGAGGCAGAGAUUACAUAAUAGAAUUAAUGAAUCAGAUCUCGAAGUCCGUGACCUGAAUAAAGAGAUUAAAAGACUUAAAGAGGAAGCUUCGUCAUACCAAUCUGCACUGGGAAUAGCUACAAAUGUUAGAUGGAGUGACGAAGAUUCAAAUAACUCCGUUCAACUCACUCAGGCGAUCAGCGACCUCCAACACACUCUUAAUGAUUUUGCAAAAGCAAAAGGAUCCGGUGUGAAACUCAACGAAGCUGCCUGCGAUGAAUUAUUAGAGAAAUACAAAUGUAGAACUAGAAUGUCAGAUAAAAGACCCAAGCUCGUUGUUGGAGCCGCUUUUCAACGAUUGGUUCUAGAGAUUAUAUUUAAUAGUAUAGAAGAAUAUGGUCUUGGCGACAAAGAUGGAUGGGGCCCGGCAGAAGGUGAAUCGACAGAUGAAGGGUCGAAAGAUGAAUCGACAGAUGAAAGGUCGAAAGAUGAUCACAUGGCAAUUACACUGCCGACAGACAACAACGCUCUGGAGACGAAUCUUUUAACAACGACCCGACACUUGAUUCGACUAGUGCAAGAGUUCUCAUCAACUAGAAAUGGCGAAGAUCACCAAACUGCGAUAGCCCCAACCAAAUUACGACAACAGAUAUAUGCUGUUCUUGGUUGCAGAGCAUUUGUCAAGCCUGACCACCCAUUCGUCGUCUCACUUACGGAUCAAGUUGUCGAGACUUUAUCACAUUAUCGCACCAUUCCUGAUGAUGCUCAAAAACAGGCUGAACUACGUAAUGAUGCGACAGCACUUGUAUAUAAAGCUGUUCACAUGUACUUUAGACUCUAUACUCAAGAACCAAUUCCACAGUUCAGAAAUUUCUUUGAAGCAGGAGAAAAAAUUGCGGUCAGCACAAUGUCAGGCCCGUGGGAUGAAGAACAUAUAGAAGAGUUGGAGGUGGAAAUUUGUAGUUUCCCUAUGGUUGGACAUCACGACAACAAGAGAGUUUUGACUAAAGCUCUAGUAAUACCUAGAAAGUAA